GAAAGUAAUAAUGCGCCUUGGCGACAUCAAUUUGAAUCCCAAAACCCUAACGGGAUCAAGUCCAGUUUCCCGCACACACAGUUGUUGUCUCCUCUCUCUUGCGGUGUGGCAGAGAAAAUGGAGGUUUCAAGUCUCUGCUUCGAGAAAAACGCAAUGCUGUUUGCCUCUGUUGUGGAGGCUGUGCUGCUUCACACUCUCCUCGCCACUGCCAAAUCUCUUGCUUGCCUUCUCCUCACGACCGGUUCUCUUCUCACAGAUGCCGAUAAUUUAGUGUCACCAAUUGAUGAAAGGUUUCAUUUACACCAACUGGGUAAGGGGAAACAUACUUCUGAAGAAAACAAGGAUGCCAGUGACACUGAAGAUGAUGAUGAUGACGAAGAUGACGAGGUGAAUGAUGAUGAUGUAGAUGAUGAGGAUUUCUCUGGCGAUGAAGGUGUGGGAGAAGCUGAUUCUGAUGAUGAUGUUGAUGGUGUAGCUGGAAGUGAUGAUAAUGAUGAUGAUGACGACGAAGAUGAUGAAGAUAACGAUGAAGACAAUGGAGAUGAAGAUGAUGAUGAAGAUGAAGAGGAAGAGGAAGAGGAGGAUUCUUCCCAACCACCUUCUAAGAAGAGGAAAACCGACUCCAGUUUCCAGCGCAUACUUGUUGUCUCCUUUCUCUCUCUCUUCGCUGUAGCAGAGACAAUGAGAAUGGAGCUUCCGAGUCUCUGCUUUCUGGAGAAAGCGACGCCGUUGCUCUCUGUUGUUGAGGUGGCGCUGCUUCAUACUCUCCUCGCUACUGCCAAAUCUCUUGCUUGCUUUCUCCUCGUGACCGGAUCUCUUCUUACAGAUGUCAAUAAUUUAGUGUCACCAAUGGAUGGAAGGUUUCUUUUAAACGAACUGUGCAAGGGGAAACAUGCUUCUGAAGAAAACAAGGAUGCUAGUGAAACAGAGGAUGAUGAGGAUGAUGAAGACGUGAAUGAUGGAGAUGAUGACGAUGACCAGGGAGAUGACGAGGAUUUCUCUGGUGAUGAAGGUGAGGGAGGAGGAGCUGAUUCUGAUGAUGAUCCUGAGGCCAAUGGUGGAGGUGGAAGUGGUGAUGAGAACGAGGAUGACGAUGAUGAUGAUGACGACGGUGAUAAUGAUGACGAUGAUGGAGAAGAAGAUGAUGAAGAGGAAGAGGAUGAAGAGGAUGAGGAAUCUCUCCAACCACCUUCUAAGAAAAGGAAAUGAGAAUUAGGCUAGUUAGGCAAAUUGUCAUCUUUCUGCCUUUGUAAUGCUUUCUAGUUUCUAGUCAAAUUUAGUUCUUAGGACAGAUACCAGCUUGGACCUGUCACCCCAUGUUUUUGUUGUCUAUUAUCAUAAUUUAUAAACAUUAUAAUUAAUAUA
Messenger RNA from Cajanus cajan (pigeon pea), 1365 nucleotides. NCBI's taxonomy places the organism in Eukaryota, Viridiplantae, Streptophyta, Magnoliopsida, Fabales, Fabaceae. The record is from RefSeq and is a predicted model, not a curated record.